AGCAGCACAACUUAGAAAGGAGGAAAAAAGAAGAGACCUUACAUGGGCAGCACAAUGGUCUACGUGACUUGGCCAUAGCAUUUUCUAACUAGGUUCUAUGGUAAGAUUUACGAUGUGAACAUCCUUCCUUCCCGUCCCUGUGUAUAGGCAAAUAAUCGGAAGAAUGUAGCCAUUUUUGGUGAACCGAGUAAGUACAGGCACACACCACGCUUGUCUGAGAGUACUAUAAUAAUGCGUGUGCUGUCGGACGAAUGCCGUUCAUUACACUAUAUAGGUUAUGUUAAUUAGCCAAUAACAUUUGUGUGCAGGAUACAACUGGGCUUUAAGUGGUAUCAACCUUAAAUGGCUUCUGGUAAGUAAAUACAACAGUCUAAAACUAUCAAUUAUUAUUGUAUACUUGGUUAACAGAUAAAUCUACAAUGUUUUUGUUUCUGCUGGUGUCUCUUUCACUUGCCCAAGAAAUACUCCAGCAUCCAAGGAAUAUCACCGUCUUUGAAAAUAAAACAGCAAGUUUCAGUUGUGAAAUCAGUGGUGGUUUCCAUAGCUGGGCCAUGAAUAAUGUGCCUAUAGAUGAACUCUCAUUUCAGCUACGUAGAAAUGUGAAUAUUUCAUUCCUCGCUCUUGAAAAUGAGAACCCUCAAUACCGACUUACAAUAACUGCAAGGGCUGAGUUAAAUGGAACUGUAGUUGAGUGCUUGAUAAAUGGUGGUUUUUCCGACCGGAGUGGUUUGGUUUCAUUGACUAUUCAAGGUCCACUAUCAAAGGUUGUUGAUUUGAGAGUUAUGAGCAAUGCCAGCUCAGUUACUGUUUCCUGGACUGCUCCAUUCUCUCUGGAUGUGACUGAUGUUGAUCCUGAUAUCUGGUACUCUGUCCUGGUCUACAAUGUGACAGAUGAGAACAACACAGCAGCCAUCCUCUGUACUGACUGUAUCAAUAUCACUGAGACACACUACACCUUCACUCCUGACUAUCCCAGUCAUUUUCAUCUCUACAACAUCUCUGUUGUUCCAUUGAAUGGGGCUGGACAAGGACUAAGCAGCAGUAUUACUGUAGGAGGAAUAAAAUUUGCAAGAGAGAGCAUAACUGCUGCCAAUGAUAGCAAACGCAAUGUUGUAUAUAACAUCAUUGGAGAUUUUAACGCGGUGACGAGUAUUUAUUUUGACUAUGGGGUUGGAAGAGAAACAAGAUAUUUUUCCGGUGAUGAAGGAGGAAAAGUAUUAUUUACUCUACCUGCUAAACAAAAGUAUUCCGCAUCGUUCGAUGCUGAAUUAGAAUAUGGAAAGAUGGAGAAUGUGUCUUCAGAUUAUUUCACAACAUUUGACACUCAAAAUUUCAAUGCUGAGCCAGUUGAUGGUGGAAUCCAAGUUACAGGAAGAUAUAUAAAUGGGUCUCGAGCAAGAGGAAGUUUUCUGGUGAUUGAAUCAUUUCAUCAUAGUAAUUUUAUUGUGCUGAAGCGAAAUGGAACUGACCAAAGUUUCAUGAAGAAAAUUCCAAUGCCGCCUUCAAGGUACACAGUGCAUGCAUAUGAUUUGGAAGAAAAUGGACUCCCUAACCUUCAUCCUGCUAAUCUUGAUGAGCAGACCGUAAUACUAAAUGAAACAGAUAAUUCUACCCAGAGCCCUGAAAGCAUUCCAACAAUGAAAGCCAGCAUAAUUCAAAACGGCUAUGAUGUAACUAUUGAUUGUGUUCACGAUGAAGACAAUGCAUCAUUUGUUGUCAUCUACAAAGCUCAUGGCAACUCAACGCUGAAUUUGAUGCACAAAAAUAAUCUUCCCCUCAAGAUACAGCUUAACCGAGCUGAAACAAUGAACUAUACCUUUGCUGUGUUCCUGAUGAUCAAAACUGAUGAAGAAACUAAUGACAUUGAUGAAAGGGCAGUUAUAUCGAAGGUGAUAAAAGUGGUUGCUGAUAAUAUACCAAGCAGGACAGCCACAAAAUUGGCUACCAUCGAAUUGCCUUCCACUACGGCUGGGCCAACACCGAAGCCAUCAUUUCCACCAGAGAUUGACGGGGAGGAUGGCAGUGAAGUACAAUUUGUUAUCGGAGUUACAAUAGCACUCGUCAUUCUUAUUGGGAUCCUGACAAUUUUUAUAGUGUACAUUAUUGUGUUCCACCAUAGGAUGAAACUUUUAAAGUCUCAUGGACGCAAGCACAAAUCGCACUUUCAAGUUCUCCGUGAAUGCUGUGGUAGUAACUCCUGCAGUUGUCAGUCGUGUGCGUGCUGUUUCUCUGAUUGCUGCGGCGGUGACUAUCCCACAAAAGAGAUAGAGCAAUCUGUGGUCACUGAAAGGAGUACAUAUGCCACUGUGGUGCCGUUGUACUUAGGAGCGCGACCCCCUCUCCCUCUGGACUCCACAGUCCAGUAUUCUGAACUGAACAUCAGAGCUACUGAUAAAAUGGCUCAGUGUCCAUAUGCUGAGUUGGGACCUCCUCCGGCCAAUAGGCCAGAAAUCAAGAGGAUUGACGCCAAGACUGAAUCGCCGUAUGUUAGCAUUGUACCUCAGACCACUAAUCCUCUUACGGACUCCUCUGGCUGUGGGAUACAGAGUGCACACAAGACAACUCUUAUUAGAGCACUCCCUACAGUUGAAUCAGUGAUGUCGCUACUAAUGGGAGUGGCAGGUCGUUGGAAGACGAUAGCCGAGGGUCUGGGUUUUGAUGAGGAUCUGAUUGAUGAGAUAGACACCAACAACGAGAUGAACGAGGCCUGUCUGCAGGACUGUGUGGAGCAGUGGGUGGGAAGACUGGUGCCAUCGUGGGAAACACUAUCUGUUGUACUCUCUGAUAAUGGGGAAGAUGAGCUGGCACGCCUUGCUAUGAAAAAAGCCCCACCGCCUCAACCCAGUGAGAUGAGUGUUAGUAAGAUGGCCACCACAGCUCAGGAUUGUGUCUGCUGUGAUGCUGACGUGGUGGUGCCUGGAGUUCAGGAUGACACAUCCUCAACUGGUGACAAUGCAAAUAUUGCAAUGGUGAAAUGCAAUGUGACAAUGCAAAUAUUGAUAAUGCUGAACCUUGUUUUGGCCUUGAACAAGAUACACCAAGAAGUCUGAGCUGUUCCAUGCUUCAAGAGGAGAACCCUAUCAUUACUGGUGAGGAGCUGCAAGAGAUUGAGGCUGGAGAUAGUGGUUGCCCAGUGCAGCAAUACUCAGUGGAGGAUGAAGAUCAGGGCAGUGUGUCUAAGACCCCACAAGAAGUAUCUGCUGGUGCUAUUGCUGGAAAGUGAUGGGGGAGUGGCAGAUCAGGAGGAAGAAUGUAUCGUGACUCAAAGUCAGGAGGGAGGGGGUAGUGGAGGGGAAGAAAUGGUAACAGGAGUUCAUGAUAGAAAUGUACCUACCACAAACAUCAACACCAACAAUGAGACCCUUACAAACAGUGGUAAUAGUGAGGAUAGGGGAGGAAAGCAAAAUAUGUCCACCGAUGGUGAUUGUUCAGAAGAUGGUGUUAGACCAGCUGUUAUCAUGUGUCCAACUCUCCAAGAGGAAAUAACUAUUUGUCAUGAGGAAACUAGCUCAGAGAACUCAGUUGUAACACCUCCCAAUUGCGUCGAGGAGGAAGAUGAAGGAGAGUCCGAGAAGGUGUUUGUGACAAUGAAGUCUGAAAUUUUCCAUUUUCCAACGGCAUCUUACCCUUGUUUUUGCUUGAAUGAUCCAAGUAUACCGGGCAAAGAAGAUUCUCUUCCCAAAUUCAUCUGCCCUUUGAAUGUUGUUUUUGUUUCAGACCCCUAUUCUGAGGCUGACGAGAAAGGUGUUUUUACCAGUGAGUUUUGUUACCUACUGAAUGCAUGCCAUUACUCCCUGUCAUUGUCAUUAAUAACAAUGAGGUUUGUAUGCUCCCAAAGCUAUUGUUGGUAAAACAAACAAUAGCAGCAGAGAUAAGGAAAGUGGAGUAAGGAGUGGUGUUGUAAAAAUAAGCAAAAGUGAAACCACAGGUAUGUGUGCUCAUCUGGUGAAAACAUUCGCUGAUCCAACACUGAAGUUAUAUGACAUGUAUAAUAGUUAAAAUGAUGGCUGGAGGUGUGCGGAUGGAUGAGUUCAAAAGUUAUGAUGUCUUCAAAAACAUUUUUGACUCACUUUGUAGCUACUUAACGGAAGGUAGAGUUAAACUUGGGGUUUAUAAUAUGUUCCUUCAAAUUCUAAUGGUCUUCAGUUUUGGAGAGGAUACGAAGAGAGGUGGACAUUUUAAGAGCCAAACAUGAUUAUUUCUCUCAAUUCCUAAUUGCGGAGAGUAUAGAUGAACAGGCACUACUGGAAUCAAUUGGAAAAUUUUACAGCUUGUACAAUGGAGAUGGUUCAGUGGUUGCAUCUAUGCCCACAAGGAAUUAUCAGUGGCUGGGACGUCCAGAUAUAUUCCAUAAAAAGUUUGCGAAGUGGAUGUAUGCAGGAGUGGCUCUGGGAUUCCAUGGACUUGAUAAACUGAUAUAUCUGAAGGCUACCCCACCUUGGGCUGCGGCUCUAACUGGGUGUUUUGGUCUGACUCUAAUGUCAGGCGAAGGGUAUAUAGCUGAUCGUGACACACUUUAACAUUUUGCUGUUAGCUAUCAUGGAACAUCUCCUGAUUUUAGCAAAUGCACUGUCUUGUAUAUUAUUACAAUGUUUGUGUUGCAGUAAAACUAA
This is a messenger RNA of Geodia barretti, 4613 nucleotides long. Lineage: Eukaryota; Metazoa; Porifera; Demospongiae; Tetractinellida; Geodiidae. The record is from the annotation of a GenBank genome assembly.